Sinocyclocheilus anshuiensis is the source of this 463-nucleotide messenger RNA. RefSeq names its product cytochrome c oxidase assembly factor 3 homolog, mitochondrial-like. NCBI's taxonomy places the organism in Eukaryota, Metazoa, Chordata, Actinopteri, Cypriniformes, Cyprinidae. Gene Ontology annotation, cellular component: mitochondrial inner membrane. Gene Ontology annotation, biological process: mitochondrial respiratory chain complex IV assembly. The coding region runs from base 58 to 390 and encodes 110 amino acids. The record is from RefSeq and is a predicted model, not a curated record. The transcript is spliced from 2 exons.
CGGAGUUAGAGCGACACCUCCUGGUUGUUCGCAUCGAGGCAUCUGACGUAUCCUCAUAUGGAUGAAUUGAUUGGUGCAGCGAAUAACGUCACAGAACACGAGACAAACAUGGAGGGAAAGACUCCGGACGCGUCCUCAACUGCGCCAAAACUUCUUACACCUGCUCAGAAACAGCUCCUUAAAAGACAGCAGGAACUGGAAUACUGGAAGAGGCACUCAAAACAACUGCGGAGCCGUAAUUUGAUCACGGGCCUGACCAUCGGAGCCUUUGUGGUGGGCCUAUUCAGCUACACCAUUCUCUCAGUCAGGCAGGAGAAAAUCAUGGAAGAGAUUGAUGAUGAGGCAAAGAUAUUUGUCAUGAAAGGGCCUCGGACAGGGGCCAACUCUUAGAUGCUCCUCUGUCUCAGUGAUGCCAACUUUGCAAUGUUGGCAGGACAGUUAACAUUUGUCUUGAUGUGUGAGA